CUUUCCUUUUUUAUUUCGGUUUAAUUGCUGUGUUUCUAGGUUUCUGAGGCUUUUUGUUUUUUAAGACCCCUGGAAUUACAUGAUUACAUCUAGAUACAUGCAUCAUAAAUGCAAGCUUUUAUUUUAAGUGUGCCAGGCUGCUUGAAUGAAGCCCGUUGGGAAAGAGAUAAAUAUAGGUGAGACCUACUGAAACUCCUACUGCACUCUUUCUUCUGGAAGCCUUGCCGACACAUGCAACUGCCUGAUCACAGUAGCUUGUCUGUCUAAACAAAAUAGUUUAAGUCAAACCGUAAUGCUUUUCUGAAGACAGAAGCCAAAUACUACAUCUUUGAUGCUAAAGUAUCAGCAAUUGGAGAGUGGAGGAGAUUUUUCUACCAGAAGUUUUGACAUGCUGGAAAAUGCUGGCAUGACCUCUGCUGAGAGAGGGAAUUUCUCAACAGCUCUUCAUGCUCACAGUAAUGAAGCCUCAGUUGAAAAUCACCCUCUGCAAAGAUGCCUCUCACUAACUCAUGUUGGCCAAGAAGACACAGCAUCGGUUUCAGGAAUCUCUGAACUUUUUAAGGUUAUGGAAGAACCUCGAGCACAGAUUUUAAAACAUGAUGUAGAGAUACCACCUCAAGCCAGAAUAGCAACAAUACCUCUUUCUUCUUUCCCACCUAAACUGCAGGAACUAAUGUCAGCCAGAGCUAAAAAUAUCUUUGAGCUAAGGCAAGCUACAGAAAUGCCAGCUGUAACUUAUGUAUGGCCAGUAAUAAGGAUGAAAGAUGCUUCCAGCCCUAUUUGGAACAAUUUUCCAAAGUACUUAAUACCAAUGAGUCCAACCUUAACAAGACACUGUUCUAGUCCUGAUGUAAUGAUUGAAGAUGUGAUAUGUUCCCGUAUAACCCCAGUCAAUCAGCUUGCACAAGAAGAGCUAGAUGGAAGUACAGGAAGAUCAUAUCCUCUUCUUGUAAAGUCAUCUAGCAGUGUUGUUUCAGAAAUUUUAAAAUCACUGACCAAUACCAAAAAUAAGAAUAAGAAUACUUAUAUUGUACCACCUUUGUCCGAAUGUCCUACUGAAGAGCAACUGGAAAUUCCUCUCUUUAAGGGAAAUGCUCUAGUGAUAUGUAAUGGGAAAGUCCACCUUCUGUAUGCAAUGAGGCAUGAAGCUCUGCCAGCAGAAAUGGAAGUACAUGGCUGUGAUAUGUUGCUUAGGAAGACCACAGCUUGGCUCAUUACAUGCAGUGUUAUCCGUGACGUAACGACUGAAGUUCCACACUCGCUGCUGUCAGGACAAUAUGAUAUAAAACAGAAAGAAAGAUGUCUUACAACCUUUGCUACCCCCCAAAACCAAAAUAAAACUUCAAAUGCAACACAUUUCUCUUCAUACAGUAUGAAUACCAUCUCUCAGCCCAAGCAGUGCUCACCUUCUACUGGGAAAAAGCAACAGUUCCUCAGCAAGACUGCAUUCCUAUCUGAAGAGGGCUUGCGAAAAAGAAAUGGGAAAGAAGCACUUCAGGAAAAAGACAAUGAACUAAGAAGGAAAUUUGGUAUUGUUAAGGAUGUAAGAGUCCUUCUCAACAGAAUAAGUCCCACUGAACUUAAAGAGAACUCCGGCAAAGCUUCUGCACUGAAAUGGAAGUUAACCACCAAGACAAAGAAAUUAGAAAGUAUGGCAAAGCAAACUGUGCCACUUGAAACAGUUUUGCUGAGGAAAAGAGAAGAAAAGGAACUAGAGCAGUGUGAGUUAUCUCACAGGAGAAGAAAAAGGGAAUGUAUUCAAACAAAGAUGCAGCGCUUCAGAGACCAUGAAAAGGAGGAGGAACAUUAUUCUAUGCAGACAGUAUGAAAGUCUAAAGCUUACCAAAUGUGCUGCCAGACCUUCUCUUAGGGACGACUACUGAGCAAACCCUGUGCAUUCAAGAAAACCCAGAUGAAGUUUCUCAGAUUAAAACUUUGCUUUCUGGUUAGUAAAGGGAUACUUUCUCUGCAAAUACACCAGUUGUAAAUGAAACAUCAAGAGGAAAAGGGAAUGUAAACAUGCUUCUAAGAUCCUUAAAGGCUGAAAAACACCAAUAGAAGCACUAUAUGAAAACAAACAGCAGCAAUGAGAAACUAUUCUUGCUGCUCUUAAAUUACAAAACUUCAGCUCAGUAUUUGGAGGGUGGAUUGUUUGUUAUGCUUUCUAUUUUGCUUCUGUUUAAUUAAAUAUAAAAAUCAUCUCAGUCUUUACACUUAAUAUCUGUAAAACUGACCGAAGAAUUUCUCUCAGGAUCACUUUUACUGAGUGGGUUCAUUAUCACAGCCUGAAUAUGUUCUCCACUAACCGAAAGUGAUGGAGUAAACAGGCUUCCACAGCUGUGGGAGGAGCAUCCCAUAAUACACAAGGGAAACAGGAGUCUGGUACUCACAGCAGUUUGAUGUUUAAAGAACACCAGUAACCAGAAAUCUUUACAUAGAUGCCUCUGGAUUACUUACUGAAUUGACACUAUAGCUUGUUAUGUGUGAUACUGUAAUUUCAGAAAGUUGAUGUUUAAAUGGCAGUCAUUUUACAAAACUAGACUUUUUUGUUUUUACUGCAGCUAAUAAAAUCCUGAUAUAAUAAA
Molecule: messenger RNA, 2585 nt
Organism: Pezoporus flaviventris
Lineage: Eukaryota; Metazoa; Chordata; Aves; Psittaciformes; Psittacidae
Product: ligand-dependent nuclear receptor-interacting factor 1-like
Exons: 5
Coding region: 332-1828 (498 amino acids)
Biological process (GO): regulation of DNA-templated transcription
Molecular function (GO): nuclear retinoic acid receptor binding
Source: RefSeq, a predicted model, not a curated record